Messenger RNA from Brachypodium distachyon (stiff brome), 1475 nucleotides. Its product is annotated as metacaspase-1. Gene Ontology annotation, molecular function: cysteine-type endopeptidase activity. Gene Ontology annotation, biological process: proteolysis. The coding region runs from base 84 to 1169 and encodes 361 amino acids. Lineage: Eukaryota; Viridiplantae; Streptophyta; Magnoliopsida; Poales; Poaceae. The transcript has 3 exons. The record is from RefSeq and is a predicted model, not a curated record.
GAGAGACGGAAGAGGCACCCAGGUCAAGAGAAAUAGGCCAAAGCAAGUAAAGUAGCUAUAGCCUUGAUCACCAGCUAGGACACAUGGAGUGCGGCCAAUGCAACGUGUACCUUGUUGUCCCGCGGGGCGCGCGCACCGUGGAGUGCCCGCACUGCCGCAGGGUGACGCGCGUAGAGCGGCGCGGCGCCGUCGGCAUGGUCAUGAACGUGUUCGGCAGAAUGGGCGGCGGCGGCGCGAGGCCGGCCGCGCCGCCGAGGAUACGGGAGGCGGGCUACCCCAGAGUCCACGGCGACAAGCGCGCCCUCCUGGUCGGCAUCAAGUACACGGACACGGAUCUGCCUGAGCUGAGCGGCCCCAUCAACGACGUCAAGGGAAUGACCUUCCUGCUCACUCAGAAGUACGGCUUCCCAAGACAGUCCAUCCUCGUCCUUACCGAUGAGGAGGAGGACCUGUACAGGAGGCCAACAAAGUCCAACAUCCUGCUGGCGAUGCGGUGGCUGGUGCAUGGCUGCAGCUCGGGGGACUCCCUCGUGUUCCACUUCUCCGGCCAUGGCGGCCAGGUGGAGGACGAAGACGGCGACGAGCUGGACGGCAAAGACGAGCUCAUCUGCCCACUCGACUCGGACCCGGAAGACUACAGCCACGACAUCCGGGACGACGAGAUCAACGAGGCCCUGGUCCGCCCGCUCGUGCACGGCGUCAAGCUCCACGCCAUCAUCGACGCCUGCCACAGCGGCACGGUCCUCGAUCUUCCGAACCUUUGCAGGAUCAAAAAGAACGGGCAGCCUGAAUGGAAGGACAACCGCCCUCCCACGGGCGCCUGGAAGCACACGAGUGGCGGAACGGCGAUCCUCAUCAGCGGCUGCGCCGACACGCAGUUUUCGGUGGAAGGGGACGUCGGCGGUGAGCAGCCGGUGGGCAUGGGAGCCCUGACGUACAGCUUCUUCACGGCGGCCCUGUUCGCGCAGCAGACGCCCACCUACGCCCAGCUGCUCACCACGAUCAAGACCAUCAUCCGCGAGCGCAACGGUGAUAGCCGGGUCAACUGCAACCUCCCCGCGCCCAUCUGCUCGCUCGUCCGACAGGUGGUCAACUUCAGCGGAGUGCAGGAGCCGCAGCUGUCUUCGUCCGAGAAGUUCGACAUCAAUCAGACCAAAUUUGUGAUGUAAUAAAGCUACCCCAGCUGCGGCUUAAUAAUGCCAGUGCUGCCACAUGUGACUCAAGUUGACCCUAGUAGUUCAACUAUAAAUAACGAGGGCCAAUCCCUCGUCCCGAACCUGCAUGUCGUGGCAAACACGAAGCCUAGUGAACUUACGGACGAGAGAAACAACCAUAACUCAUAACUCGGGUGGUCAGCCAGCCAGGUGUGCUGGCAGCCCACUAGAGUUCGAUCCUCGAAGGUCGCAAUUCAGUGUCUCAUUUUGUAAAAAUUAUAUAUCUAUAUACUGUCGGACUGCAAUCGCGCAGCUCUUAUA